AUGGCUGCAUUCACCUCACCACCAGAGCCUCCGCGCUCAGUCACCUCGCAGCUCGAAGCAUGGGGCAAAUCAUCCAUGCCCUCAAUGGGCCUCGCGACCCUGGUCACGGCGCUGCACUUCCGCCCCUUCCAGCCGCUGCCCAUGGCCUUCGUGCCCGUGCUCGUCUUCAACAGCUACCUCUCGCUGGCCGGCUGGGCGAUCGACGGCGCCGGCAUGACGGCCGCCUGGAGCGGCAUGUACACCCUGCUGGCCCUCCGCCGCCGGCCCGCGUCGCUGCGCUCAAAGUUCACGGCCCGCGGGCUCGUCCGGGGCGCCGCCAUCGGGCUCGGCGCCGCCAACACCGUCGCCGGCGGCUGGGUCUACUUUAUGGGCGAUCGCGAGAGGGAAAAGGCCGAGAGGGUGACGCGGAACAGGUGGGGUGCGUUUGGCAGGGAGAAGUAG
Messenger RNA from Gaeumannomyces tritici R3-111a-1, 441 nucleotides. RefSeq lists its product as hypothetical. Lineage: Eukaryota; Fungi; Ascomycota; Sordariomycetes; Magnaporthales; Magnaporthaceae. Bases 1 to 441 code for a protein of 146 amino acids. The record is from RefSeq and is a predicted model, not a curated record. The transcript has 2 exons.